Rhincodon typus (whale shark) is the source of this 3150-nucleotide messenger RNA. RefSeq names its product very long-chain acyl-CoA synthetase. Gene Ontology annotation, molecular function: long-chain fatty acid transmembrane transporter activity; long-chain fatty acid-CoA ligase activity. The record is from RefSeq and is a predicted model, not a curated record. Lineage: Eukaryota; Metazoa; Chordata; Chondrichthyes; Orectolobiformes; Rhincodontidae. The transcript is spliced from 10 exons. Bases 95 to 1978 code for a protein of 627 amino acids.
CUGCACCCUGCACCCUGCCCCCAGCAGGAAUCGCCCGCCUCCAGGCGGCUGGCAGUCAGGGUGAAGGCUUGUUCUCAGUUUGAGGAAGUUUCAGAUGCUGCGAAACGUGCCAUUCCCGGCAGCAAUGCCCGCUAUCCUCGCCCUGCUGCUCGCCCUCCUGCUGAGUGCCCUCCUGCUCCGCUCCUGGUGCCCGUACCUGGUGCACGAUGUGAGAAACGUCUACCGAGCGGUCAUCCUGGCGAUACGGAUUUGGAACUACAAGAGGAAGCAGCCCCCGAUCACUUUGCUGGAUGUGUUCCUACAGAAAGUGAGACAAUUCCCAGACAAAACGUUUGUGUUGUUUGAGGGCCGGGCUCUCAGUUACUCGGAGCUGGACAGACAGAGUAACAAAGUGGCGAGAGUUCUGCAGGGCCGGGCCGGGCUCCGGCAGGGUCAGUGUGUGGCGAUCCUCUUCAGCAACCAGCCCCUGUUUGUCUCCGUUUGGUUGGCUCUCGCUAAACUCGGCUGCCCCGUGGCUUUCCUCAACUUCAACAUCAGGGGCAAAUCCCUGCUUCAUUGUUUCAAGUGCUGUGCCUCCCAAGUGCUCAUCGUCGGUGGAGAUCUGAGGUGUUCAGUGGAGGAUGUACUGCCCAGUUUAAGAGAGAACAAUAUCACUGUUUUAAUUUUCGAUGACAAGUGUACCACAGAAAGCAUUGGGAAUGAUGAAAUUCAAGUUGCAUCUGACCAGCCACUGCCUUUAUCCCUCCGAUCACACGUUACCUUCGACAGCCCCUUUAUUUAUAUCUAUACCUCCGGAACAACAGGUUUGCCCAAAGCUGCCAUCAUCACUCACUCUCGAGCACAUCUUUUUGCUUUCUUCGUUGCAACUUGUGAUGUCUACAGUAAUGAUGUGAUUUACACCACUCUGCCUCUUUACCACAGUGCUGGUUCCAUGGUUGGAAUCUGUGGCUGCAUUUAUGCAGGGGCAACUGUUGUCUUACGUCGUAAGUUUUCUGUAAGCCAGUUCUGGGAUGACUGCAGACAGUAUGAUGUCACUGUUAUCCAGUACAUUGGGGAGAUGUUACGCUACCUCUGCAAUGCUCCAAAGAAAAGCAAUGAAAGAGAUCACAAGGUGAGGCUGGCUUUGGGGAAUGGUGCACGGCCAGAUGUCUGGAAGGAGUUUUUAAAUCGAUUUGGAAACAUCCAAGUUUGUGAGUUUUAUGGUGCCACUGAAGGAAAUGUUGGCUUCUUUAAUAAUGUGGGCAAAAUCGGUUCAUCAGGGCGGAUCAGCGUUUUUACCAGGAUGUUCAUGCCGUUUCACCUGGUUAAAUAUGAUGUUGACCGGGAAGCACUUGUACGAGAUGCCAAUGGUCAUUGCAUUGAGGUUGCUAAAGGAGAGCCUGGACUUCUUAUUGCGAAAAUUACACCCAAAACCCCAUUCCUUGGGUAUGCAGGGAAUAGUGUCCUAACCAAUCAGAAGCAGCUGAGAGACGUGUUCUGCAAAGGAGACCUAUAUUUCAACAGUGGAGACCUCAUGAUGCUCGACCAUGACAAUUUCAUCUACUUCAAAGACAGAAUUGGAGAUGCAUUCAGAUGGAAAGGGGAGAAUGUAUCCACUACUGAGGUGGCUGAUAUUCUGUCGGUGCUGGAUUUUGUUCAGGAAGUCUGUGUAUAUGGAGUAACUGUUCCAGGCCAUGAAGGUAGGAUAGGAAUGGCUGCCAUUCAGCUGCAGAGUGGAAGGGACUUGGACAGGUCACAACUGUAUGAAUAUCUGAGAACUCACCUUCCCAGUUACGCAUGGCCCCGCUUUGUCAGGGAACAGAAGCAGAUUGAGACCACAGGAACCUUUAAAUAUCAUAAAGUCACAUUGACGAAGGAGGGUUUCAACCCAAUGACUAUCCAAGAGCCGCUCUACUUCCUCGAUGACCAGAAAAGAACCUAUGUCCCAAUGGACCAGCAACUCUACAACAGUAUCAUCACUGGUCAAGUGAAACUGUGAUGUGAUGUCCCUGUCCUGCUCAAAGUGCCUUGAUUGGCUGUUUGUAGAAUUGAGAAGUUUGGACGGAUUGUGUUUUCAUUCUAAUGUUGUGUUUCUAGGUGCAGAGAGAGUGGGUGUGGUGGGGGAUGGUGGUGGUGGUGGUGGUGGUGGGGUGGGGGAAGCAGGGGGAAGAGUGGGUGGGCUGGGGGGUGCGUGGGGAGCGAGGCAUGAUACAGACAGACACAAAGAAACACCCUCACUUGACUCCUGAUCAAUUAUCAAGUAUUGGCUGGCCUUUUGUUGAUUCUGGCUCAGUUGUGAGUUGGGGAAAAUGAGAGAGGAAAACACAUUGAUCCAGGAUUUUAUUACAGUCUGUGAGUAACAAUGUUGUCAGUUUGAAAUGAUUCCCUGGUCUGUCAGUGUCUCUCUCUCUAUCGUUUUGUAUUUCUGAUCAACCUGACACAGAUGUGUUGUGAUUGAACCUUGGCUGCAACAAGGUCGUUAUUCUGCUUUUUUAUAUUUUUAUUCAUUUUAAGUCUUUAUUUCCUUUGUAUGAGUGUCUCUCAUCACUAUUCACCAGUUCAAAUAAGCUGUCUAUCUCCCCAUUCCGUCAAGGAGAUAUGAAGUUUUGGGUGUUCCUCUCCUUUCCUGUAGUUUUGCCCUCCCUCCCCCACAGGUUCAGGCUCUUUGUUUGAUCACAGCUGCUUUAUAAGUGACUCUGGAAUCUACUGAAGAUGCAAAAUUGUGACAGGCACUGGAACACCUGCUACAUGGUCAGUUUGCACAAAUCAUUUCCUCUCAUUUUCUUCCUUUUCAACUUAAUCUCCAUUCCCCUCCUUGAGGGUGUUAUAGUCACUGUCUUAAUGUUAUAAAUCUGUUCUGGCAGCAACUAAACAAUUGGACAAAUAAUGGUUCUCAUGCUCAGCUCUAGCAGCAAACUCACAGAAUCUGGGAAACAGGUAAAGUGGAAUCACAAAUCGCACAAAGGAAAUUGUGAAUAAAAUCUCCUGCAUUUUGUGAUCAAAUCCAAAGUGAGAGACCAGCUGUAACUGACCAAUGCCAUGUUAGCUACUUGAUCUUGACUGUCAGUUGCUAAUCAAUUGCGAUCAAUGUUUUAAUUGGUUUAGGUCAAAUGCCAGAAACUAGAGAAACUGCCUGGUCAUGAUUCAGAAUAAAUUUAAAUUUUGUAAUAA